This is a messenger RNA of Notechis scutatus (mainland tiger snake), 742 nucleotides long. Its product is annotated as regulator of G protein signaling 5. NCBI's taxonomy places the organism in Eukaryota, Metazoa, Chordata, Lepidosauria, Squamata, Elapidae. The record is from RefSeq and is a predicted model, not a curated record.
GCAGCCGCUUUAUAUCUUUCUGAAAAAAGGCAGGCUGUGUUACAGACAGCCGAGUUCUUCUGCUCCCACACCAACUGGUUGUCUUCAAGGACACAAUAACCACACGGCAAGAUGUGCAAAGGAUUAGCAGCCUUACCCCACACAUGUCUGGAGAGAGCCAAAGAAAUCAAGACAAAAUUGGGCACGCUCCUCCAGAAGCCAGACUCAUCUAUUGACCUGAUUAUCCCUUACCCAGAGAAGCCGGCAAAGGUUCAGAAGCCUUCCCCAGAAGAAGCUUGGCAGUGGCGCAAUUCCUUGGAAAAGCUCCUACAAAACCCUUAUGGCCUUGCCAGCUUCCGGACUUUCCUCCAAUCUGAAUUCAGUGAAGAGAACAUUGAAUUCUGGAUUGCAUGUGAAGAUUAUAAGAAGACCAAACUGCCUACCAAAAUGGCUGAAAAGGCCAAAAAGAUCUAUGAAGAGUUUAUCCAAAGCGAGGCUCCUAAAGAGGUGAAUAUUGACCAUUUUACCAAGUCAGUGACCAUGAAGAACAUGGUGGAACCAUCUGUAAGCACUUUUGACCUGGCCCAGAAGAGAAUUUUCAUGCUGAUGGAGAAGGAUUCCCUGCCCAGAUUUGUGCGAUCCAACUUAUAUGAAGAGUUAGUAAAAUAGCAAUGUGGCGAGCUGUGCAAGGCAUUGGUACACCAGCGUAGGGUCAUUGCUUCCUCCAAAUACUAGUUAUCAAUAUGUGUUAUUUAUAUGGAUA